This is a messenger RNA of Pollicipes pollicipes, 3044 nucleotides long. RefSeq names its product dachshund homolog 1. NCBI's taxonomy places the organism in Eukaryota, Metazoa, Arthropoda, Thecostraca, Pollicipedomorpha, Pollicipedidae. The record is from RefSeq and is a predicted model, not a curated record. Gene Ontology annotation, cellular component: transcription regulator complex; nucleus. Gene Ontology annotation, biological process: regulation of transcription by RNA polymerase II. The transcript has 12 exons. Gene Ontology annotation, molecular function: DNA-binding transcription factor activity, RNA polymerase II-specific; RNA polymerase II cis-regulatory region sequence-specific DNA binding. The coding region runs from base 54 to 1679 and encodes 541 amino acids.
UCCACUCGCCGCCGCGCUCGCUGCCGUAUCCGUUCUUCGGCAAGCCGGGUGGCAUGCUGGCGCCGGGGCUGAUGCCCGAGUACGGCGGGCUGCCGCCGGCGCCGGCCGAGCGGCCCGCCUACGGCUCACCGCCGCCGCUGCCCACCACCGACCCCAGCGCCAACGAGUGCAAGCUGGUCGACUACCGGGCGCAGAAGGUGGCCGCCUUCAUCAUCAACGGCGAGACGAUGCUGUGCCUGCCGCAGGCCUUCGAGCUCUUCCUGAAGCACCUGGUCGGCGGACUGCACACGGUCUACACAAAGCUGAAGCGGCUGGACAUCGUGCCUGUGGUCUGUAACGUGGAGCAGGUGCGCAUCCUGCGCGGCCUCGGCGCCAUCCAGCCGGGCGUCAACCGCUGCAAGCUGCUGUCCAUGAAGGAGUUCGACGUGCUCUACAAGGACUGCACCACGGCAAGUUCCAGGCCGGGCCGCCCCCCGAAGCGCGCUCCGGGCUUCGCCAUGACGCCCUCGCCGGACGCGCUGAUGAAGCUGAAGCAGGCACGCAUGGAGAACGGCGGCGACUACUUCGAGAACGGCCACAUCCGAGAGCACGGCAUCGACAAGUCCCCGCUGCUGUCCAACGGCUACAACCACCCUCCGCACCUGAACCCGCUACACUACAUGGCGCUGGGUCACCCGGCGGCGGCGGCGCAGGCGGCACAGGCGGCGCAGGCGGCCGCGCUCUUCGGCCCGGCUGGCCUGCCGACGCUGCCCACCAGCCACGGCCUGACGCGACCCGAUCAGCCCGGCCUCAUUAAGCACCAGGGCAUGCCGCAUGACCUCAUCAACAGGUCUGCCGUCUGGGAGAACUGCAGGGCCGCCUACGAGGACGUGGUCAAGCACCUGGAGCGGCUGAAGGACCAGCGAGGCGAGAUCGACCGGCAGACGAGCGGUCUCGACGCCCGGCCGCGUGACCUCAGCAUGAACAACAGUUCGCCGAACGGUCACAGUCCGGUGCUGAACCUGUCCAAGUCCGCCGACGGCACCAACGACGACGAGGACGACGACGAGCGACUCAGCGAGCCCAACGACCCCGACGACAAGGAGCCCGAUGAGCUGAGCGACACCGAGGUGGGGACGCACGAGGCGCCGCUGUCCGCGCCGCGAGCCGAGUGCUCGCGGGCGCCGGAGGAGCGGCCGCAGCUGCUGCCGGCAGCUGUCAGCUGGCCCGGCCAGCUGGUGGCCGACCCGGCGCUCAGCAGCACCGAGACGCUGCUGCGCAAUAUCCAGGGCCUGCUGAAGGUGGCCGCUGACAACGCUCGCCAGCAGGAGCGGCAGAUCAACUACGAGAAAGCCGAACUCAAGAUGGGCGUGCUCAGGGAGAAGGAGACGCGCGAGAGCAUGGAGCGCAAGCUGCAGGAGGAGCAGAAGCUCAGAGUGAUGUACCAGCGUCGCCUGAAGAAGGAGCGGCGCUUCCGGCGCAAACUGCAGGAGCAGCUGGGCCACGAGGCCAAGCGGCGUGGCCAGUACGAGGACGCAAUCAGGAGCGCCCCGACCGACGCCUUCCUUGGCAUGCAAGAUAAGUCCAAAGAGGGUGGCGCACGACCUCAGACCCACGGAGCACCACCAGCCAGCUCGCCCAUGUCCGAUCCACGCGGCGUGUUCUACGGCGCGUCACCCAUGUUCUCCUCGGCGACAUAGAUCAGACUUCAGUGACCCGCCGCGCCGCUGCCGAAGCCGGGCCGGGCCGGGCCGGAGUCGCCCCGCAUUGCCCGUGACCUCUGCGCCCGCGCCGUGACCUUGCCACGGGGUCACGACCCAGAACCGACCCGGCGCCCGCGGGCACGGACCGCCGCCGCCGGGCCGCGGCGCACAGCACUGUAUCUUAACUCUAGUCUUAAUGACAAUGUCACAGGGAGCCCAUGGACCCACCCACUUCCCAUCUUCGCCACAGCACUACUGGAGGACGCCGCCAGCGGACGGCCGCCGUGUAAAUACCAGCGCCCCAGGUGACGAGGUCAGGGGUCGACAGCCGCCGCGCGGUGGGAAUGUUAUUCAACGUACUUAGCCUCUACGAGCGUGGUUACGUGUUAGUCAAGUGUGGGUGUUUCUCUUCUUAUGUGUUCGUAUGGCCUAUGUAGGUGUGUGCACACGUUUAGUAUUGAUCUCAUACUUUGUAAAUACGGCCAGCCACCCGAGCCUUGAGUACCGGCGGUCGCAUUGGGCUCCGGAGCUCCGACACUGCUCCUCAUCGAAUGCAUUUGCAAUACACACGAUUGAACAUACUGAGCACCAAAAUGCACCAAAACGGUCUCACCGACGACCCCAUGCGUUACUGUCAUGUGUGCAAACGCCCACACUCAUAGGCAAGGCCAAUAAAGGCGCAAAGUCGCCUUUUGAUUUCGUGUCCGUCGGCACCUGACCUUCGUUUACGGGGCUGUUCGCCCCUUUUGCUGUUCACCCCGGCCACGUGCCUAUGCCACAUUCACCCAUCGAUGUGAACUUCUUCCCGAUGAGACACACAAACACAAGCGUUUGCUACUUCGCACAAGUGGACAAAGGUGUAACAAUCCCGUGAUUCAGCUGUACCACCAUGUAGACUGUUGGCGCACCGACGAUGUAUGAUCCGGCGCAUAUUGGAGCUAUGGUGCAGUUAAUUUCGAGACUACGCUUCUGGCGAUCCGGACCGAUUGCGUGCCGCGGUGUGAUGUCGCCAUGACAACAUGGCAGGGUCAUGAAAGGAGGGACGGUGUGUCUUGAGGUUGCGUUCGACCAGCGCGAGAUAGUGUCACGAGACAUUGCGAGGGUGCGUUCGUCCAGCACGAGAUGACGUCACGUGACAUUUCGAUGCCGGCUGAAGUGCACUGCCGUCUACAUUCUGCCGACGGCACACUCGCAACUAUUGCGUUUUGUCAGGCCUUUCGUCGAUAUGGCAGAAAAUACCCUGCAGACUGCGGUGUGGCACACCGUGCAUCCCCCUAUGAGGCUGCAACAGAGCAGGGUUGUCAUGAGAGUGCGCCAGGCUCAACCCGGCGUCCGUACGCGGCGGCGGGAGGUCUGUGCCCC